Messenger RNA from Cordyceps militaris CM01, 894 nucleotides. Its product is annotated as cystinosin. Lineage: Eukaryota; Fungi; Ascomycota; Sordariomycetes; Hypocreales; Cordycipitaceae. The transcript is spliced from 2 exons. Gene Ontology annotation, cellular component: vacuolar membrane; fungal-type vacuole. Bases 1 to 894 code for a protein of 297 amino acids. Gene Ontology annotation, biological process: L-cystine transport. The record is from RefSeq and is a predicted model, not a curated record. Gene Ontology annotation, molecular function: L-cystine transmembrane transporter activity.
AUGGCCAACGACGACUUCCUCAACGUCAUCUCGGCCGUCUUUGGCUGGGUCUACUUUACCCUCUGGAGUCUGUCGUUUUACCCGCAAGCGCUGCUCAACUUUCGCCGGCGGUCGACGACGGGCACCACGGUUGACUUUCCGUUUCUCAACGUCCUAGGCUUCACGUCCUACUUUGCCUCGAACCUCGCGCUGUACUACUCGCGCGACGUGCGGCAGCAGUACGCCGCGCGCAACAGCGGCCUCACGCCGACGGUGCAGUUCAACGACGUCGUCUUUGCGCUGCACGGCCUCGUGCUGUCGCUCAUCACGGCCUCGCAGUACCUCGUCGGCACCGCGCUCUGGCGCUUCCCCGCGACCGCCGGCGGCCACCCCCACCACCACCACCACCACAGCCCGGGCACUCGGCCGAGCCGCUUCGCCACCGGGCUGACCGUCGGCGCCGCGCUCGGCGUCGCCGCCACGUAUCUCGUCGUGCGCGGCGUGCGCUCCGGCGGCCGCCCGGUCGAUCCCGCCGUCGACUGGUGCGAGAUCGACGUCGUCUACGCCCUCGGCUACGUCAAGCUCGUCGUCACGCUCGUCAAGUACACGCCCCAGCUGCUGACCAACAUCCGCAACCGCAGCACCGACGGGUGGAGCAUCUGGCAGAUCCUGCUGGACCUGGUCGGCGGCGUCCUGAGCAUCGCACAGCAGGGCAUCGACAGCUACCUGCAGCACGACUGGAGCGGCAUCACCAGCAACCCCGUCAAGUUUGGCCUCGGCCAGCUGAGCAUCUUUUUUGACCUGCUCUUUAUUCUGCAGCACUAUGUGAUUUACCGCAAGAAGAGCGUCGGUGGCCAUCGUGAAGACGAGACGGAUCGCCUGCUGCCGCCCGGCGAGGAGAGACGUUUAGAUUGA